AUGCGUCAAUUUCGCUGGCUUGGAGGAAUCUCAAUCCAAUACGGUCUAGAACAACAAAAGCAACAAAACGACACAAUUGUUCGUCGCUUGGUCGAAAACAUAUACGUCGAUAACGUGCUCAUGAUUGACCACUCAACACAAUCACUUCUUCACACUUACCACGUCUGCAAAAAGAUUUUCAACAAUAUGUCUAUGAAUCUCCGUCAGUUCAUCACCAAUGACGAUGCCUGCAACAAUCUAAUCGACAAAAAAGACAAAUCCACAGCCUCGUCGAUAAAAAUUCUAGGCAUCCCGUGGAACCAUAACACUACUUACACUUCCAAUCCCACUAAACGUAAAAUUCUACAAGCUACCCAUUCCACGUUCGACCCUCUCGGACUACUUACACCUCUACUCCUCCAAGCAAAGCUUUUGCUACAAGACUUAUGGAAGCAACAACAUAAAUGGAAUGAAAUCCUUCCUGACGAAUAUAAUAACCUAUGGAAACUAAUAUGCGAACAAACUCAUGGAUUCACGGUACACGUUCCACGACCAAUCAUUUCCCCAACAGAAAGCCAAUAUGAACUUCACACGUUUGUAGACGCCUCCAAUAGGGCAUACGCUACAGUAACAUACCUAAGAGCCAUACAGAAAAAUGAAGCCAUUACGAACACGAUCUUAAUGGCCCGGCAACGACUAGCACUGAAAGAACUCAAAUUAAAAAUCACACUCAUUAAUAUUUACAGUGACUCACAAUCAUGGCUAGAGGAAAAAAUCAAUAUACACCUAUACUACAUCCCUUCCGAAAGCAACCCUGCAGAUUGUGCAACUAAAGGGAUUACCAAAGAACAAAUAAGACAAUCUCUAUGGUGGUCAGGUCCAGACUUCCUACAACAGGACCAAACCACGUGGCCACAGUUACAAGAAAUUCACUGCAACCUUAAGGAAGAAAACAUCGAAACUAGCCUUGACGAUAUAAAUGAAAAUGAACACACAACCUUCACAACUAUCUCAUCA
This is a messenger RNA of Ostertagia ostertagi, 996 nucleotides long. Lineage: Eukaryota; Metazoa; Nematoda; Chromadorea; Rhabditida; Trichostrongylidae. The record is from the annotation of a GenBank genome assembly.